UCCCUCCUCGGAUUAUUAAAAAGUUCAUUUCCUGGCGAAUCGGGUGACGUCAGGGGCUCGGCGUCGCGGUGGCGGGGCCGCCCGGCCGGAGAAGCCGCCUCCAGUUACCCAAUUACCGACUGUCAAUCCCGCCGCCCCUCCCCCACUCUCCCGGGGGUGGCCGGGACCCCAGCCCUCCUCCUGCCCCCGACCCACACAGGGGCCCUCUGGACAUCUACCCCGCCAGCCUCGGGACCAACAGGGAAGAGGGCUGGAGGACGCUGUUGAGUCCUCCCAGUACUCGCACCUGUCUAGGUCCCCCCAAAUGCCCUUGUCCUGGAACCCCUCCUCGGUCCGGGGCCGCCUUCGAGCCUUCGUCUCCCCAGUCUGUACAAUGGGAGGGAGCAAGACUUGUGCGCCCGGCCCACUCGACUCAUAGAGCCGAUCUCCGGGCUGGAAGUGAGUGGGGAGCAGUUUCAGGUGACUUAGAAGACUGAGACCUCAGACCACCGCUUCCCCCUCACCAGAGGCCACCUCGGGGACCCCUGGAGGAAAAAAUGCCACCUCCUGCCCGGGGGCGUCUCCCUCCAGCUGGCGCCGGCGCCAGUCCGGGUCUCCAUGGCCUCGCCCCAGGCAAUUGGGCCCGUUGGCCUGCGAAGGCCACGCCCGGGGAGGGGAUGCCCCCUCCCCCUCUCUGGAGCCACCGGCCCGGCCACCUCCACUGGGUCAAGCACAGCCCUGAGCGGCCGCGUGUCCGAGGCCCAGGUGCCCUCUAGAGCCCUGUAGUUCCUGCCCCACUCUGCCCCUCCCGGCUCCUGCUGUUCUGUUCCACCGCUGUACUGCAUGCCCUCCCAACCCCCCGUCCACUCAGACAGCGCCCGAGCUAGGGGAGGGAAAGGUCUGGGUAGGUAACUGCGCUCGGACUGACCACGUUCAGCAGUGAAGGAGCGUGGCGGGGUUAGGGUCUCGGGGAGAGGCCAUCCAGAGGGUGCGCGGCCCGGGCUCCUGGGGAGGGGCCAGUUGGUUAGUUACUGCUAGUUACGCCCAGAGCUUCGAGGGAUCCCGGAGUGUUCGCAAGAGGGGCUGCAGGGAUCGGGCCUUGGGGUGAGGGUCCCUUAGUGGUGGGGCGCGUUGGCAGCAGGGGCCUCCAGGAGCGCGCAGGGAGGGGACCCGCCGGCGGAGGGGGGCUGGCCCGCGGGUCAGUCCCGGAGUCCAGCGGUUCGGGAAUUGCGGACGCAGCCAAUGGGAGGCGGAGGCUGGGAGGCGCGCGGCGCUGAUUGGCUGGCGUGGGCUUCUUAGGCGUGCGCGGCCCCCGCUUCAUGUCUGUGCAGGAGUAGGCAGCUGGCGCCAGGGCGGCCGGAGGAUGCCGAGGGGCCGGAGCCGGGAGGGCCCGAGGCCGAGGCGCAAGCUACCCCCUGCUCCUACCCUGUAAGCCCCGCCAGCCUCUGGACGUGCUGUCCCUGGGCCCGUCGCCCCCGGGGCUCCCGCCGGAGCUCCUUCACUCUGAGGCCGAGUCCCUACCCUCCCCACGGCUGCGUGUGGCCGUUGCCGCCUCCACCCAGACCCCGAGCCGCCGCCGCCGGCCAUGGAGGUGGCGCCGGAGCAGCCGCGCUGGAUGGCGCACCCGGCCGUGCUGAAUGCGCAGCACCCCGACUCGCACCACCCGGGCCUGGCGCACAACUACAUGGAACCCGCGCAGCUGCUGCCUCCAGACGAGGUGGACGUCUUCUUCAAUCACCUCGACUCGCAGGGCAACCCCUACUACGCCAACCCGGCUCACGCGCGGGCGCGCGUCUCCUACAGCCCCGCGCACGCCCGCCUGACUGGAGGCCAGAUGUGCCGCCCACACUUGUUGCACAGCCCGGGUUUGCCCUGGCUGGACGGGGGCAAAGCAGCCCUGUCUGCCGCUGCGGCCCACCACCACAACCCCUGGACCGUGAGCCCCUUCUCCAAGACGCCACUGCAUCCCUCAGCUGCUGGAGGCCCUGGAGGCCCACUCUCUGUGUACCCAGGGGCUGGGGGUGGGAGCGGGGGAGGCAGCGGGAGCUCAGUGGCCUCCCUCACCCCCACAGCAGCCCACUCUGGCUCCCACCUUUUCGGCUUCCCACCCACUCCACCGAAAGAAGUGUCUCCUGACCCCAGCACCACCGGGGCUGCUUCUCCAGGCUCAUCUUCCGCGGGGGGUAGCGCAGCCCGAGGAGAGGACAAGGACGGCGUCAAGUACCAGGUGUCACUGACGGAGAGCAUGAAGAUGGAAAGUGGCAGUCCCCUGCGCCCAGGCCUAGCCACUAUGGGAACCCAGCCUGCUACACACCACCCCAUCCCCACUUACCCCUCUUAUGUGCCGGCGGCGGCCCACGACUACAGCAGCGGACUCUUCCACCCCGGGGGCUUCCUGGGGGGACCGGCCUCCAGCUUCACCCCUAAGCAGCGCAGCAAGGCGCGUUCCUGUUCAGAAGGCCGGGAGUGCGUCAACUGCGGGGCCACAGCCACCCCUCUCUGGCGGCGGGACGGCACCGGCCACUACCUGUGCAAUGCCUGUGGCCUCUACCACAAAAUGAACGGGCAGAACCGGCCACUCAUCAAGCCCAAGCGAAGACUGUCGGCAGCCAGAAGAGCCGGCACCUGUUGUGCAAAUUGUCAGACGACAACCACCACCUUAUGGCGCCGAAACGCCAACGGGGACCCUGUCUGCAACGCCUGUGGCCUCUACUACAAGCUGCACAAUGUUAACAGGCCACUGACCAUGAAGAAGGAAGGGAUCCAGACUCGGAACCGGAAGAUGUCCAACAAGUCCAAGAAGAGCAAGAAAGGGGCGGAGUGCUUUGAGGAGCUGUCAAAGUGCAUGCAGGAGAAGUCAUCCCCCUUCAGUGCAGCUGCCCUGGCUGGACACAUGGCACCUGUGGGCCACCUCCCGCCCUUCAGCCACUCCGGACACAUCCUGCCCACUCCGACGCCCAUACACCCCUCCUCGAGCCUCUCCUUCGGCCACCCCCACCCAUCCAGCAUGGUGACCGCUAUGGGCUAGAGAACAGAUGGACGUCGAGGACCGGGCACUCCCAGCAUGGGUGGACCAAACCCUUAGCUGCCCAGCAUUUCCCGAAGACCGACACCACUCCUGCCAGCCUGGCUUGGUCCAGCACCCCUUCUCCUGGAGGGCGCCCAGCAGCCUGCCAGCAGUUACUGUGAAUGUUCCCCACCGCUGAGAGACUGCCUCCGCACCCGGCCGCUGCCCAGGUGGGGUUUCCUGCAUGGACAGUUGUUUGGAGAACAACAAGGACAACUUUAUGGAGAGAAAAGGAGGGGACGGGACAGACGAAGGCAACCAUUUUUAGAAGGAAAAAGGAUUAAGCAAAAAUAAUUUAUUUUGCUCUUGUUUCUAACAAGGACUUGGAGACUUGGUGGUCUGAGCUGUCCCAAGUCCUCCGGUUCUUCCUCGGGACUUGGCAGGUCCACUUGCCAGGGCUCUGGGGGCAGAUUUGUGGGGACCUCAGCCUGUACCCUCUUCUCCUCUGGCUUCCCUCUCUGAAACAGCCAAACUCCAGGCUGGGCUGAGCCAAAGCCAGAAGGGCCACGGCCCCGGGAGGGUGAGCUGGUGCCUGCUUUGACGGGCCAGGCCCUGGAGGGCAGAGACAAUCACGGGCGGUCCUGCACAGAUUCCCAGGCCAGGGCUGGGUCACAGGAAGGAAACAACAUUUUCUUGAAAGGGGAAACGUCUCCCAGAUCGCUCCCUUGGCUUUGAGGCCGAAGCUGGUGUAACUGUGUCCCCUUAGCGCAAGCCACAGCCUGUCUUGUUUGUCAGGUGGACCCUGUAAAUACAUCCUUUUUCUGCUAACCCUUCAACCCCCUCCCCUCCUACUCCGAGACAAAAGAAAAAAUAUUAAAAAAAAAUGCAUAAGCUUAACUCACUGAUGAGUUAAUUGUUUUAUUUUUAAACUCUUUUUGGGUCCAGUCGAUUGUACAUAGCCACAGAAGCCCUGCUACGAAAGGAGUAAACCCUACACACAAGGUUGGAGCUUUGCAAUUGUUUUUGGAAAAGAGCUGGGAUCCCACAGUCCUAGUAUGAAAGCUGGGAAUGGGGAGGGGCCUUUACUGCCCUUGGUUUCCCAGGGCUGGUUGGCAUUUGCUGGCCUGGCAGGGGGUGAAGGCAGGAGUCGGGAGCAGGUCAGGACCAGGACCCAGGGAGAGGCUGUGUCCCUGCUGGGGUCCCAGGUCCAGCUUUGCUGUGGCUGUCUGGAUCCUUCCCAAGGUACAGCUGUAUAUAAAUGUGUCCCGAGCUUAGAUUCUGUAUGCGGUGAUGGCGGGGUGUGAUGGCCUGCGAGGGGCCCCUGGCCCAGGAGGAGGAUUGUGCUGAUGUAGUGACCAAGUGCAAUAUGGAUGGGCAGUCGCUGCGGGGAGCACCAAGGCCAGAAGUAACUUAUUUUGUACUAGUGUCCGCAUAAGAAAAAGAAUCGGCAGUAUUUUCUGUUUGUAUGUUUUAUUUGGCUUGUUUUAUUUUGGGUUAGUGAACUAAGUUAUUGUUAAUUAUGUACAACAUUUAUAUAUUGUCUGUAAAAAAUGUAUGCUAUCCUCUUAUUCCUUUAAAGCGAGUACUGUUAAGAAUAAUAAAAUACUUUUUGUGAAUGCCC
This is a messenger RNA of Rhinopithecus roxellana (golden snub-nosed monkey), 4607 nucleotides long. RefSeq names its product GATA binding protein 2 (gene GATA2). Lineage: Eukaryota; Metazoa; Chordata; Mammalia; Primates; Cercopithecidae. Gene Ontology annotation, cellular component: nucleus. Gene Ontology annotation, molecular function: DNA-binding transcription factor activity, RNA polymerase II-specific; RNA polymerase II cis-regulatory region sequence-specific DNA binding; zinc ion binding. The transcript is spliced from 6 exons. The coding region runs from base 1565 to 3007 and encodes 480 amino acids. Gene Ontology annotation, biological process: positive regulation of angiogenesis; positive regulation of transcription by RNA polymerase II; cell fate commitment. The record is from RefSeq and is a predicted model, not a curated record.